GUCAUCGUGUUCCCGUCAAACAAAAUGGCGGUCGCAGUGUCCAUGUUUCGGUGGUUGGAUCUCUUAGAAAAAGAGUUUGAUAAGGCWUUUGUGGACCUGGAUUUGCUACUGGGAGAGGUAGACCCCGACCAGAGUGAAAUAACCUAUGAUGGACGCCAAAAAAUGACACAGUUAUCUUCAGCAUUCGCUCAACUUGUUCAUAAAGCUCAAACGAUAUUUCAAUCUAAUGCAAAAUUGGAGGCUGAGCUUGUAGCUCUUCGACACGAUGUGGUAGAGGAACAAGCCACUCGAAAAGUAAUGGAAAAGGAGGUUAAUAAUCUGUUAUUACAGCUACACGCAGUUCAGUUACAGCUGCAUACAACUACUGGCACUCAUGCUGAUUCUGAAACAAUUAAAAGUAGAUUAGAGGGGGAAAUUGCAAAAUACAAACAGGAUGCUUCUAAGGAAUCUAAACUAGAAUGCCAAAUCAAACAACUUGAAAAAGAAAAUAACACUCUUAGAAAACACAUCUUUUCCUUGCAAGGAGAGGUUUAUGGUGCAAGACUAGCUGCUAAGUAUCUAGAUAAGGAGCUUGCAGGAAGAAAAGAUGUCUUAAUUCCAUCCUGUAUAUCUUGUGAAAGUAUUAUCAAAGGCAAUAUGAUUCAAGCAAUGAUGUGGGUUAGUAGUGGUGGAACCCAGUCAGUCCUCCACAACGACUACGCAGAAAACAUUAACUGUGUAUUCAGAGGAACRAAAACAUUUUUUAUAGCAGACAGAAAGUACAUGGAUAUUCUGAAUGUUACUGAUCUGGGUUAUUCUGAUGUGGAUGUUGAUCGUGUCGAUUUGCACAAGUAUCCAGGACUAUAUGAUAUAGAGCACUACAAAGUCACAGUUGAAGCUGGGGACUGUCUAUAUGUCCCAUUUCUGUGGGUACAUCAAGUAACUUCACAAGAUCAAAACAUGGCCGUAAACUUCUGGUGGAAGGACCAUGUGACUGUCAACUUCGAUACCUGUGACAUCUCURGCAAGACUACUGUUGAUCACAUUAACUUCGUUGGAUUUGAUAGUCUUAGCGAUGCACAGUACAAAAUGAUCAGAGGACGUUUUCGUCACAGGAUUAGAAAUAAAGGACCAAUGGCAUUUGAAGAGUUACUUGAAGUUAUUCUUAACGUUGUUGAUGAUAUUCAUGAGGAUCACGCAGACGUUGACGAAAAUACCAAAGAAAUUGUAAAAAAGAUAUUUAUGUUAGUGGAUGCGUUUCCUACCGACGGGGUGAUAACGUUAGAUGAUGUCGACCAUCUAUCCACAGACGAUCUGAAGACAAUCAGUCAGUACUUGACAAGCAUUAUGGGCGCAGUGAAAACCACAGAAAAUGAAGUUCCAGGAGGGGAAGGACGUGGAGACAAACAUCCAGACGUAGCAGGUCAGAAAGGYGCUGAUGAGAUACAAACGAACGAGGAAAAGGAAUGGGAAAAGAUGGUUGAAAAUCGAAGGAAAAAAAUGGAAUUAUGAACAAGUAAAGUGUAUAAUUAGAUUGAARUGAUAUAUAUAAUAUUCAUAUAAUCUGUGAAUAGUCAUAAAGCUUUCACGUGUUUAAAGUUGUAAAUUGUAAAAUAACACUUAUAAGUGACAUUUUCCCCUUAAGUUUAAACUUUUAGAAAAGUCAUGCAUCGCUUGUACAAAUAACUUAAGUGAGAGGAAUAGAAGGAUUGCUUGAUAUAAAGUAUUGUCUUACAGCAAAAAUUAUUCGUUAUUAAUUAAUAGUAUGUGUAUAUAUGCAUUAAAUCUGAUUAUUG
Molecule: messenger RNA, 1775 nt
Organism: Exaiptasia diaphana
Lineage: Eukaryota; Metazoa; Cnidaria; Anthozoa; Actiniaria; Aiptasiidae
Exons: 12
Coding region: 25-1491 (488 amino acids)
Biological process (GO): negative regulation of protein localization to cell surface
Cellular component (GO): membrane; trans-Golgi network transport vesicle; Golgi apparatus
Molecular function (GO): transmembrane transporter binding
Source: RefSeq, a predicted model, not a curated record